Bacidia gigantensis is the source of this 2151-nucleotide messenger RNA. RefSeq lists its product as uncharacterized. Lineage: Eukaryota; Fungi; Ascomycota; Lecanoromycetes; Lecanorales; Ramalinaceae. The transcript is spliced from 2 exons. Bases 1 to 2151 code for a protein of 716 amino acids. The record is from RefSeq and is a predicted model, not a curated record.
AUGAACAGCAACGUCCUCCCUCUUCCCGAUUUCCAUUACUCUGGCAAUGAACCUCCAACACCAACAAGAACACCUACAUCCCCCUCAUUCUUCCUCAACUCUUUCGAAACCCCCAAGCAAGACUACAAACCCCAAGAUACUCGAUCACCAUGGGGAAAUGCUUUCGCCAAUGCACUGAGUCCCAGCUUCAAGACGCCCAAUCUGGUCACCUUCAGCCCGUCCACCCCCACCCAUCAUGAGGGCGCAAUAUCGGGAAAGAAUGUGGAGGCACAGAUAGCGACGCAUGAGCAACUUUCUCAAAUUUCAAAUGCACCUGCCGGCUUUGAAGAGGUGACCCAACAUGUGGACUUUUCUCUCGAUCCAUCGCAAUUCACUCUGGAGGAAGUGAAUCCACAGGAUGGUUUGAAAACUAGUAUCGAUACCCAAGUGAGCUCUGCUGGAUCCAUACAGACGCCUCCACCAACGGGUACGUCUGCCUCAAAGAGAAAUGCCCAGCAGGCUCAAGCAGCGAGACUGGCCAAGGAAAAUACCUCAAAAGCUGGCCGGAGGAUGUCCUUCCCAGCAUCGGUGCAUAAAGAUCAGGCGAGUAUGCAGCUGAACAUGCUUGAGGGAUCUCCGCUACAAUUUCCGCCCCUUCAAUUUUCUCCUGACAAUCUCGGCUUUCCUCACUCAGGUCCUGCGACAGCACCGGCCUAUCCACAACAUAAACUUUUUUGGGACCCAGAUCAAAAUGCAGAGGCUGUAGGGUUUGACAUGCCUAUGGAUGACCCUCUGUCUGCAUUCGGUAUCUCGACUCAGCAGGGCUUGAACGCAUUCACCUCACAGCAAGUCACUAAAGCUAUCCCAGCAUUUCCUGGUACCUCCCAAGCCAGUGGAAUGGAACCACACUCCAUGAUGCCGCAAGCGAGUCACCCUAAUGCAUUUAGCCACAUGAAUACCAACUCGUCAAUUGCCAUGGCCUCCCAAGGACAACAAUCUGUCGUACAUCGAGGGCUCGGUGUGAAUCCAAACCUCUUGUUUAGCUCCUCCAAUAGACCCUCCGACCUAGGGCAAUUGGACCACUACGGCCAAGGGUACAUAGAUGAGAACCUGCAGCCGUACGCUCAACAACUUCGAGAUGCACAAAUGGAGCAAGAGUAUCAAAAUCGUAAGCAGAAGCGAAAACGACCACCAGAACUAGGUGAAUCCCCGGCAGUCAAAGCUGCCAUCGAAUCUCUGCGGGAAGACCGAACAGAUUCAAGCAAAUCCAGCCCUGUAUUAGACGAUAGUUAUUUUGGUGCAUUACCCAAUGGUCCCCCUCAGCUAGGGGGAGAUUUUCCAAGCCGAAAGAGGAUGACACCGGAUAAUCAUUAUAGGAAAAAUGCGGGCCCUCAGUCACUUCAUAGGCGGAGAAGUAAUAAAACGCCGGCUCAACGCACUGAAGUUACACUCGAGAUUGAUGAGACUGGCCGUGCUAUUACUAAGACAUCGAUCAUCAAAGAAUCAAGGGACUCGCCAAUGGAUGAAGAUAGUGAAUCCCAGGAUAGUGACAGCAGCUCGGGGUCAGAGGAUGAAAUGGUCCUCAGUCAUCACCAAUCUUUCAUGCGGCCACCAUCAAGGCAGAAGUCCGGACGGACGGCACGCUUUGCUGGUGAACCCUACUCGCAUUCGCAAAGAUCAUCAGAUGCAUCUACGUUAGCAUCCGGUAGGACGGGCUCUUCAUCAGGUCGUCGUGCAAGCCAGCUGGGUCAAAUGCAAGCUCAUUCACAAUCAAAUCAGUCCUUCGCUGGCCAGGAUGAAGCCAGCGAAGUGGAGACCGUGGUUGAUUCUGACGAUGAUCGUGGCGAAGCACAGGCGCAAUUGAAAAAAGUCGUUAACGAUCGCUCACGUAGGAAAAGCAGUCGAUCCUCUGCACCUGCCAUGAGACAGAUGCCAGGCAGUCGGAGGCAGUCACAGCUCUCAGAGGUCCAUACGGCCAACCCAUACUUCAUUACCCACGACCAAAGUGUAAAUCAAGGCAUGUAUCCACCUAUGAACCAUAGCUCGCCAACUACAAUCACGGACCCUGAUUUCAACACGCCAAACAGUCGUAUCAGUAACGCCAGUGAUGGAUCCACGAGGUGUGUGUGCAAUGUGCCCGAUGGCAAUGGCCAGCUCAUGAUCCAAUGGUAA